Colletotrichum paranaense is the source of this 741-nucleotide messenger RNA. RefSeq lists its product as uncharacterized. The record is from RefSeq and is a predicted model, not a curated record. The annotation marks the transcript as partial. Lineage: Eukaryota; Fungi; Ascomycota; Sordariomycetes; Glomerellales; Glomerellaceae. The transcript has 2 exons.
UCCACGGUUUCUGGGGCCUCGAAAGUUUGGCUGUCUCGCUUCGUUUCUUCUCCUAACCUUACGCCAUCAGCAUCUCCCAGCUCACAAGAACGCAAUGCACCUCUGCUGUAUUCUUACGCAUUGUCGGGUCCGGCCCUUCAGGCAUGCCAGGGCGUUUACUUAGCAUCUUCUGCUCACUGGAGCCGCCCUGCUUAUCUUUCCCUUGUCACGGCUCAGCUGGUCGUGGCCUUUCGAUCUGACACCACCACAGCAUGGAAGGAAAGACAACACCCACACAGCCAGUAUGGUGAUAUCAUAUGGUCCUCAGUGUUGGGUUGUGGCAUCAUUGCUUUCAGAAUCGGCGACCAAGUGAAUGCUCCUCGCCAUAAACCACAGUCAUCUCGAUGCUCUAUCUCGAUUCCUCGGUCCUACUGUAUGCACUACGCCUUGUGCACUAUGAGCACGCCCGGUCCUAGCUUCGAGCCCUGCAGUGAGGGGAGCUCGUGCGUCAGCUAUCCCUCCAAGCUCACUGAUCGCCAGCUCCAGCUUCAUCGGGCCCUGACCGCCAAUGUGAAUUCGUUGGCUGCCAAUAUCAGGCGUUCGCCAUGUACGAUGGUAACAGGUAGCGCCAACUUCAGGCUUCCCCUCGCCGACCGUCAACAUCGGUCGACAUUUUGUUGGGGACUCAGCGGCUGGUCCACCCCCUGGUGGCUGGCUAUUCAAACUUCAGGGUCCAUGUCUCCAACCAAACAAAGUUACUAA